Capronia epimyces CBS 606.96 is the source of this 1512-nucleotide messenger RNA. Its product is annotated as glutamine synthetase. The record is from RefSeq and is a predicted model, not a curated record. Gene Ontology annotation, molecular function: glutamine synthetase activity. Bases 1 to 1512 code for a protein of 503 amino acids. The transcript is spliced from 5 exons. NCBI's taxonomy places the organism in Eukaryota, Fungi, Ascomycota, Eurotiomycetes, Chaetothyriales, Herpotrichiellaceae.
AUGGAGGAACUUCCAGAACGCAGCACCACUAUACCAAUACCCAGGCCAGCCGCAACGACGACCAUCGCCACCAACAUGAACAUUUCGGAACUACUCCAAAACGACUCCAAGGUGAAAGUGGCCGGCAUCGACAGCGACGGCGUAUUGCGCGGCAAGCUCAUGUCCAAGGACAAGUUCCUGGCCAGCCUCGGCCACGGCUUUGGUAUGAGCUCGGCCAUCUUCGGCUGGGACAUGCACGACGUGCUGUACACGAGCACCGCCACAGCCACCGCCACCUCUGAUCCAAAUCCUACUCCGGCCGAGAUAGGCUAUGCAGAUUUCAUCGCCGUCGUCGACCUCGGCUCGUUCAGGCGCAUUCCGUGGGAGGACGAUAUUCCCUUUUUCCUGCUCCGCUUCAACUCGGCCUCUGGCGUGCCUGUCCACGCUGAUGGGCGCGGCAUGCUGCGCUCCAUCAAUGACAAACUCCAGAAACUCGGGUACUCUGCGAGAGCGGGAGUGGAACUCGAGUUUAUGAACUUCCAGACCCCGGCCGAGGAUGGCUACGGUCAAGGGCAAAGGCGGGAUCUUGCUGCGUUCUUGGACAGAAAUACCCCGGGCGCCCUUCGACCUCUGACCCAAGGCAUGUUCGGAUACAGUCUCACCAGACAAGCGGCGAAUAAGGGCUACUUUCACGAUAUCUUCGAUCAAGCUUCCCGGUUCAAGUGUAAUGUGGAGGGGUGGCAUACGGAGAGCGGGCCGGGGGUGUUUGAGGCUGCAUUGGCCGUGACAGAUACACAGGAGAUGGCGGAUCGGGUGACAUUGUUCAAGUAUCUCACCAAGUCCAUCGGGGUCGACUACGACAUCACACCGUGUUUCAUGGCCAAGCCGACGACUGGCCUACCAGGCAACUCGGGCCACAUCCACAUUUCACUGUGCGACGCGGCGACGGGAAGCAACCUGUUCGCGCGAGGGUCGGCCGACCCAGACGCGCCGUGGAGCGACGUCGAGCACGUCUCCGACCUGGGCCGGCACUUCCUGGCCGGGGUGCUGGAGGCGCUUCCAGACAUGAUGCCGAUGCUGGCGCCGACGGUCAACUCGUACAAGCGCCUGGUCGAGAACUACUGGGCGCCGGUCGACAUCAGCUGGGGGCUGGAGGACCGCCGGUCGUCGAUCCGGCUGAUCGCGCCGCCCGUGUCCAGCCCGCAGGCCACCCGGCUCGAGUGCCGCAUCCCCGGCGCCGACCUGCACCCGCACUACGCCCUGACGGCCAUCGUGGCCGCCGGCCUGCGAGGGAUCCGGAAGAAACUCGCCAUCCCCGUCCCGCCCACCGCCGUGCGCACCGACACGCCCGAACGCUUGCCCGACAGCCUUGCGGCCGCCAAUGCCAGAUUCCGCGCCCCCGCCAGCGUGGCCCGCGACUUGUUCCCUCCUGACUUUGUCGACUUUUUCGCCGCCUCCAGAGACCAUGAGAUUCGAGUGUUCAGAGAAUCGGUCACGGACUGGGAGUUUCGCCGCUACAUCGAGACUGUUUGA